Nematocida parisii ERTm1 is the source of this 219-nucleotide messenger RNA. RefSeq lists its product as uncharacterized. NCBI's taxonomy places the organism in Eukaryota, Fungi, Microsporidia. The transcript has a single exon. Bases 1 to 219 code for a protein of 72 amino acids. The record is from RefSeq and is a predicted model, not a curated record.
AUGAAUGAUUCUGCUCCUGAGAUAUCUAUUAUGGAUAAUACAGCCACCCCAACCAACUGGAGUUCCUCUUCUGCUGACAGCUGUUUUAUUAAGGAAGACAGUCGGUGCUUUCCUCUUAUAGAUUUCCCUUACAAAAGUGAAAAUGUAAAUAUUCUUCCGGUAAGAGAUGAAGAGAAGUGUGAGCAUACGUUAAUGUACACAGAAGAGAUAAGGAAAUAA